UGUGUGUGGUUGGUGGGCAGAUGAGUGAGUGAUUGUGCGCGCGCGCGUAUGCACACUGUUGGCAUUAGCACGCUGAUAUAAUCUGCUCAGUAUGUUGUGCGUGUGCGCGUCUGUGUGUUGUGCGUGCGCCCGUGUGUGUGGUGCGUGCCUCGAGCUGCCUGUGAGAGCCCAGCCUCUGAGCUGCUCAAACAAAAGUGCUCCUGGUGGACUGCUGCUGCGAGUGCUGGCUAGGUGUGUGCUGCUUGCUGCUGCUCGCUAGUUUGGUGUUUUUGGGUGGGAAGUUAUUUUUUUCUUAUUCUUCUCCGUCGUCUGUCUUAUCCCCCCCCCCCACCAUCACCACACCCCUCUCACCCCAUCCUUGCUUGAGUGUGCGUGUGUGCGCUGCUUGCGAUCGCCGGAAAGAGUGAGGAGCGUCUGCCAUCAACCACCGACGCCGCCGCCGCUGCUGCCCGGAGGUUUACUUCGUGUUUCACUGGUACAAAGACGAAUACAGGUCGCAGAGCAUUCAACUCAAGAGCUCUGAAGCUGUGCAAUGACCUGCAUCCAUCUGUGAAGAAGGCAUCCUCUCCUGCGGUUUAUAAGCGAGAAUGAUAACAUCCAAUACCACUUUGGGUGUCAACAUUUCUUACGACAGCCAGCUUCUACUUCUGCCAGAAACCAUGGCUGAUAUUUUUUCUGAUAUUUUAGUCAUAAUUACCAUGGUACCAUCUACAUUGUUUGCAUUUUUAAUGACAUUUACAUUUUUGUGUGAAAUUAAAUUAAAAGAAAACUCUAAAUACAUAUUUUUUAUAAACUUGGUUAUUAGUGACAGCAUGUUUUUAUUUAUUGUUGACGUUUCUUCUAUUUUGUUUAUAUGUGGGACCAGAUUUAAUGUUGGAGGCUGCUCCUUCUAUAUAAAUUUUUAUCGAGGAUUAUUCAAUAAUGGAGUCACUUGCAUCUCCUUAAUGGCCAUAGAAAGAUUUGUUGCCAUAUGCCACCCAUUGCGUUAUCACAACAUCUUUAACCAAAAAUCUGCUCUCAGAUGCCUUGGUAUGAUUUGGUUUAUUUCAUUCUUUUUUCCUGUUGUAGAAAUUAUAUUUAUGGUUACAACUGAUAACUUGGCAUUUCAACGUGUAGCUGGUGCAUGUGAAGAUGUCAAUUAUAUUUUUGUAAAAGAUUACGUCCUUCUUGAAUACAUUAGGAAUUGUGUGUUUGUGUUAUUUUUUUCUGUAAGUUUUGUUAUCCUUGUAAGCACAUAUAUUUUGGUUGUAAAAGCGGCUAAGCAAGCCGCUUCUCGUGAGUCUGAGGCAUCGAAAGCCAAACAUACUCUUAGGCUGCAUGCAGUCCAGUUAAUAUUAUAUAUGAGUGCUUUUCUAAUCCAACCAUUUAAAACUUUAAUAGAUCUAACUGUGAACGACUCUGACAUGAAUUAUAUGUUAAAAACAUUUUUGUAUUAUUUUAUGUUUGUCAGCCCAAGAUUUUUUAGUCCAUUCAUUUACGGACUGAGAGACAAGGAGAUUCGCCGGUAUCUAAGACGGAGGGUAUGUUGUGGUCAAAAUGUACUGAAGGUGAACCCUGAGCACACAAUUUUCCAUAAACACGCGUAAUUAUGCUCAUAUUACCAGCAUUUUAUUCAAUUGAAUUACUCAGCAAAAACUUGGAAGGAUCCUCCUGAAUAACAUGUCUUGAGAUUCCUGGGUCAACAAGAUUAAUAAAAGUAGCCUAUGCAGACGUAUGACUCUAUAUAACAUAAGGACAAUGAUAUGUACAGUAAGUCCUCGUUUAGCACGAUAGACGCAUUGCUGAAAGUUCCGCGUUCAGAAAAAAAUGUGUUCAUCAAAAACAAUUUCCCCAUAAGUAAUGUAACGACAAAUUUUGGCAAGAUAUGAUGUACGCACACAUAUUAAGAUUGCAAGACAAAUAACUGAGGGUACGCCGCCGCGUACUUUAUCAUAUUACUCUGCCGCGCAGCUCAAGCCAGUAAUUCGUUGUCGACCGCUCCGAAACUGCGUAAUAACGGUGUGAAUUUCUGCGUUAUAAUUGAACACGUUCCGUGUUGUGUGAAACGUUUUCUUGAAUGAAAGAACUGCAUUAUUGAGAAAACGCGUUGUGUAACUACACGUUCAGCGAGGACUUGCGUUAUUGUAAAAUAUUGUGUUUAAUUUCAUGUAAAUGUUGAGAUAUUUUUGAUGCAGGUUGGAGGACUUUCUACAAAGAUACUAAUUCCUUCAAUGUAAUGUGAAAAAAAUGUAUA
Messenger RNA from Lethenteron reissneri (Far Eastern brook lamprey), 2233 nucleotides. Its product is annotated as odorant receptor 131-2-like. Gene Ontology annotation, cellular component: membrane. Gene Ontology annotation, molecular function: olfactory receptor activity; G protein-coupled receptor activity; odorant binding. Gene Ontology annotation, biological process: G protein-coupled receptor signaling pathway; detection of chemical stimulus involved in sensory perception of smell. The record is from RefSeq and is a predicted model, not a curated record. NCBI's taxonomy places the organism in Eukaryota, Metazoa, Chordata, Hyperoartia, Petromyzontiformes, Petromyzontidae.